AUAGUGUUAUUACUUAUUAAUCUAGAUUUAGUAUAGCCCGGCUGAAUAUAUUCGAGUAUAAAUAGUCCAUCGAAUAUGCCACUUGGAAGCUUCCAUAUUACCGAAGCACUUCGAUAUACUUCUCCUUGACUCCUUGACUCUUUGACUCACAUCUCUCACGAUACUUUGUGUGAAUAUUUCUAAGAUUUCAAACAGUAACAUGUUUUUUCUUUUGCUUACCUAGUAUUAAAGUACCAUAAUGGCAGCAUCGCAUCGAGUUCUCCUCACCGGAGCAAACGGCUUUAUUGCGCAGCAUAUUCUAUCGCAACUUCUCGAAGCGGAGUUCUCGGUACGCGCCGUCGUUCGUUCACAGUCCAAGGUCGACGUCCUCAAGAAGAGUUUUAGCAAAUACGUGGAUACGCCACAACUGGACUUCGGCGUCGUCCCUGAUAUCACUGCACCUGGUGCCUUCGAUAAAGUCUUGGUAUCUGACCCUCCGUUCGACAUUGUCAUUCAUACGGCUUCGCCUUUUUUCCUCCGGCCCGUGGAGGGUAGCGUAUUUUUGGAUCCGGCCAUCAAAGGUACGACAGAAAUUCUGUCAGGCAUAGCUCGCGUGGCACCAAGCGUGAAGCGCGUCGCCAUCACAUCGUCAUUCGCUGCUUUGGUAGAUUUUAGUGCAAAUCCUAUCUCAAACCCUCCAAGGAUCUAUACAAGGGACGACUGGAAUCCUACGACCUACGAACAAGCACUGGCAACGGACAACUCGAACAUAUCUUACGCGGCUAGUAAGGCACUCGCGGAGAAGGCAGCGUGGGAUUUUGUAAAAGAGGGCAAAGGUAACUUUGAGCUGGUGACGCUGAAUCCGCCGGGAGUCUACGGGCCGCUCUUCGACCCGUCGCAGAUCGCGAAACCAGAAGAUCUAAACACGAGCACAAGUAUAAUCUACCAGACUUUGCUACGGCCGGGAUUGAAGUCGACGGAUCCCAUCCCACCGACAUUCUUAUAUCUAUGGGUUGACGUGCGCGACCUCGCGCGAGCUCACGUCGUAGCUGCCACCAAACCCGAGGCUGCUAACAAGCGAUGGUUUGUCGUCGCAGGCGACCUGAGUCAGCAGGAAAUGGCCAACCACCUGCGCGCGGCGCUACCGGAGAAGCGAGACGUGAUACCCAUCGGCGAGCCCGAGAAGACGCAGAAGCCGGAAGGUUUCUACGGCGCGAUUGCUCCGGAAACCGAACAGGUGCUGGGCAUAAAGUAUAGAUCGGCUGAGGAGUGCAUCAAGGAUUUGGCACCGCAGCUGGUCGAGAUCGAGAAGAGAGCAGCAGCAGCUUCAUCCUCGUGAGUUUGAGAUGUAAACCUGAAAGAGAACAAUUUGGGGUGUUUUUUUUUUUUUUUUUUU
Molecule: messenger RNA, 1375 nt
Organism: Daldinia caldariorum
Lineage: Eukaryota; Fungi; Ascomycota; Sordariomycetes; Xylariales; Hypoxylaceae
Product: putative NADPH-dependent methylglyoxal reductase GRE2
Exons: 1
Coding region: 239-1318 (359 amino acids)
Molecular function (GO): oxidoreductase activity, acting on the CH-OH group of donors, NAD or NADP as acceptor
Source: RefSeq, a predicted model, not a curated record